AGGAAGCUCAACAAAAUGGUGCGGCGCCUCGUGCCAGACUGUGACGUGCGCUUCUUGCAGUCGCAGCACGGCAGCGGGAAAGGCGCGGCCAUGGUGACGGCGGUGGCCUACCGACUCGCMACCCAGCACGCCGAGCGGCAGCGCGUCCUYGACACCCUGCGGCUGAGCCGCGAGCAGCUGCUGGAGGUGAAGCGGAGGCUGACGGAGGAAAUGGCACGGGGUCUGUCCAAGCAGACGCACAACCAGACCAGCGUCAAGAUGCUGCCGACGUACGUCAGGUCCACCCCAGACGGAACAGAACAAGGAGAUUUCUUGGCUUUGGAUCUUGGCGGGUCCAGUUUCCGUGUUCUUCUCGUUCGGCUGAAAAAUGAGAAGAAGCAGAAAGUGGAUAUGCACCAGAAGAUCUACAGUAUYGAUCAGGACACGCUGCAGGGCACGGGRGAGGAGGUAUUAUGUGGUGUGGGAAUAAAACAGCUGAAAAUCAUUUUAGGUUUUUGUUUUUUCAAGUUUCAGUGCAAACUGAAAAAACUACAAUAACACAAAUCCUCUUUUUAUGUUUUUUGUGGGUUUUCAUGUGAAUAAAUAUCUAAUUCGCCUAAUUAGAUAUUAGGCAAAUAUCUAAAAACAUGACAACUUGAAAACCUCCAAAAAUACGAACUUCCUAUUUUAAUAGUUCAAACACCAAAAAUGCCCCAAUAUACAUUGAUACAAAGGAAAUACAAACUAUCUGAAACAUAUCUACAGCAGGGGUGUCCAUAUKUUUUGUUACAUGGGACAAACUAAGAAAAUUAAAAUCAAGCAAAUAAAGUCAUCAAAUUUAUUUAUAUUUCUACAAAAUGGAUUCUAUUCAUCACAGAUCCAAAAUGUUAAAAUAAUUUUGCACGUUCGCUGUCGGAGUCUCAUUUUCAGUUUCUUUUGGACUCGAUUGAACAGAUUUAUUCUAAAACCAUGACCUGGUUUUAGAAUAAAUCUAAUUAAAUCUCAGUUGGGUUCAGUAAAGACGUCUUUUCAGUA
Poecilia reticulata (guppy) is the source of this 1014-nucleotide messenger RNA. NCBI's taxonomy places the organism in Eukaryota, Metazoa, Chordata, Actinopteri, Cyprinodontiformes, Poeciliidae. The record is from RefSeq and is a predicted model, not a curated record.